Molecule: messenger RNA, 678 nt
Organism: Pecten maximus
Lineage: Eukaryota; Metazoa; Mollusca; Bivalvia; Pectinida; Pectinidae
Product: putative L-cysteine desulfhydrase 2
Exons: 4
Coding region: 1-678 (225 amino acids)
Source: RefSeq, a predicted model, not a curated record
AUGGAGCUUCCGGUAACGGACAUCGUACAGCUAUGUCAGAAAUACAACACUAUUUCGGUCAUUGAAGGUGGUCAUUGUCCUGGACAGUUUCCACUUGAUUUUGACAAAAUAGAGGCUGACUUCUUCACAGGCAACUUUCAUAAAUGGAUGUUCGCGCCAUGGGGAUGUGCCUUCGUGUGGAAGAACAAGAAAGUUACUUUCCCCUUGAGGUCAUUGAUGAGUUCGUCGCCGGCCUACGACCUUGUGUCACAGUUUUGUUUUCAGGGUACCAAGGACUACAGCUGUUACAGCUCCUUACCUGUCGCUGUGGAAUACUUCAAGUCUAAAGGAGAAAUUGAGCGGAUAUCGGGAUACAACACAAGAUUUAUACAAUUGGCAUCAGAUUAUUUGAUUUCGCUGUGGAAUACGGGCAAAUUAGAAAUCCCGGAGUCGAUGGAGCCUCCAUACCUCAGGAUGAUACGCCUGCCGGAAAUCAAUGGCUUCGGUACCUCGAAGGAAGAUGCUAAUUCGCUGAUGGAUAUCAUUUUCCUUAAUUAUCAUAUCGACGCAUGUCUGAAGUCUGUUCAAAAUGAAUUGUACGCCCGAUUGUCAGCCCAGAUCUACAACUGCCUUGAUGACUAUAAAAUAUUUGGGGAAGCAAUACUGUUGUUGAUGAAAACAAACUCACGCCUUUCAUGA